Molecule: messenger RNA, 1104 nt
Organism: Rhinocladiella mackenziei CBS 650.93
Lineage: Eukaryota; Fungi; Ascomycota; Eurotiomycetes; Chaetothyriales; Herpotrichiellaceae
Exons: 2
Coding region: 1-1104 (367 amino acids)
Biological process (GO): regulation of transcription by RNA polymerase II
Molecular function (GO): DNA-binding transcription activator activity, RNA polymerase II-specific
Source: RefSeq, a predicted model, not a curated record
AUGCAAAAGACGGCACAUAAGGAGAUGCGGUGUUCAUUUUUCGACAGAAGCUCGCUUUACAUCGUACCAGCUUUCUCCCAUGGCCAUUCACAUGGAGCAGCGUCAAGCACCGUCUCGACCACUGCUUCAAUACCGGCCCCAACGCCAUGGCCUGAACAUACCACGAGCAACCCGGAGUCAUUUAACCCGUACAGCGUAAACAUGACUCAUCUCGAGCUCUUCAACAAUCUUUUCAGCAAAGAAUUUCUAUCUUUUGAAGAGUCAGGGCAACCAGACAUCAUACCCACGGCCCUCUACACAAAACACGCUCUUACGACACCAUAUCUAAUGCAUCAAAUCCUUGCAAUGUCAGCCUUACAGCUAAGCACCAGGACUACGGAUUCUCGUCGCUUUUACCGCGAAUAUGCCACAGGCCUACAAAACCGUGCUCUAUCACUCUUCAACGAAAGCAAACCGGUCCUGGAAGUGACUCCGGCCAAUUGCGUUCACAUGUUUCUGUUCUCGUCCUUGAUUGGCGUCCAUCUGCUGUGCGACACAUUGCAUUAUCAAAGAGACAGCCUUGAAGGGUUCAUCGAUAGAUUCACAUAUUGUCUAAGCGUUUAUCGUGGUGUGUUGGCCGUCAUCGACCAAAGCUGGCAUCUCCUACGUGAGACGGAGCUGGGACCUCGUCUUAAAUUGUCCCGAGUCCUGACGGAGCCGACGGAUGCGAGUGGAUCGGAAUGUGAUACACUCCGGGAUCUGGUCAAUGUUGCAGAUGGAACCCCGUCCUCGCGAAAGGCAUAUCGCGAGUCAGUACUGCAUCUUCAGCAGGUGUUCGAUGCGCAACGCGCAGCUUCGGGAAACAAAACUCGAAUACCUGUGAUAUUUGCAUGGCCGAUACUUGUCUCACCCGACUACGUAGAUUUGCUCCGCCAACGACAAGCGGAAGCCCUUGUCAUCCUCGCCCACUAUGCUGUGCUAUUGCAUCGUGGCCGGAAUUUGUGGCUGAUCGGCGAGGGUGGCCAGUUCCUAAUUGAGUCCAUUUGUGGAAGCCUGGGCUCUGACUGGCAGGAAUGGUUGAAGUUUCCAAAAGCAGCUCUCCAAGAAGAGGGCUUGACUGCUUGA